AUGCUAUUCACUAACAUCCAACUUGACAACUUUUCGCCAACCCUCGCUUGCUUCAUCAAGCACAUUGAAAUUGAGGGAGCCGAGGAACACAAGUGGAUUAUGAUGGCAGGCACAGGCAGUCCAGCUGUAAAAGUUGCCAAGAAGUGUCAAGUUGCGCCCACAUUCCGCGAUGAAGACAGCGAAGAGAAAUGGAUGGACAUGGAUGACGAAGGCGCCUCACAAGCAUCUCCAGCUCUAUUGGACGCAAACAUGCCUGCAGAGUUUCUGGUAUCAUUCAAACUGGCAUUGGAACUUGCAUUUUCGAUGCUCUCAUUCGUUCUCUGCAAUCCAAUGCAGAAGGCCUCACCUUUUGCUUGUUCUACUCUCAAUCCUUAUAUCUUGGUCAUGCUCACCUUCUUGGCUACCAUCACAAAACAUGCAGAGACACUUUCUGGAUUGGUCAUCCCAACUGCUGGCCGUGAGCGGUGGUCAAUGCUGACGAGUGAUUGUGCCCCACCUCUCUCCGAAGACUGGUGCCUUAGUGGGAUGGAGUGGAUCGGUCGAAAAGUCUUUGAGCAUGGAUACUGGAAGAGUGGAGAGGAGAGACAGAUGUCAAUGGAGGUGGAGAUCCUGGAUGUGGAAGAAGGCGGUCAACUCACCAAUGGGAUUAUCAAAGAUGAAGAUGAUGAAGAUGAUAAAGAGGAUGGCCACUCCCAUGUCAAUGGGGAGAACUUGCGUGGGGAGACAAGCAAGAGAUGGAACCAUCUUGUGUGCUGUCACAGACAGGAAGUAUGUGGGUUGAAAUGGGCAAGAGAUGGCGGGCCAUUGGCAAGUGGGGGGAACAACAACAAAGAUCAGGGAGUGUGGAGGGCACAGGAGGGAGCAGAAGUGGAGACGUGCCACUCUGGAAAUUCCACCAACACACAGCAGCAGCUCUGGUUGUGGUUCACUGCUGUUGAUACAGACCGAUCGGGUGCGAUCACUGCUGUCGAGCUUGAGAGAGCAUUGAUCAAUGGGGACUGGACUCCAUUUGAUUUGGACACUGAAGCUCCUUAUGAGCAUGAUGUUGAUCAUGACGACUCUGUGGACAUCGAUGUCGAUGAUGAAGAUGCUGAGUCUAAGGAAACAUCAGAACAGGGUGAAGAGGACGAAAAUGAUCAUGAGGAAGUCAAGGAUCUCAAGGCACGCCAGAGGUACUUGCGAUCACUUCUUGUUUCAGUUCCGGUUAUCAUGGAGCUUGACAGCCUAUCCUUGAAUCCAUCUCAGCUUGGUGAAGCUGCUCAAGAGGCCAUUGCCUACAUAACCUCGCACAUCUGCUCACACCCAGAUGUCACUGAGUCCAUGAUCUGGCAAGAUGAGUAUGGGGUGGACUGCUCUGCACUAUUAAAGAAUAUGCCACCUGUGCAAGAUGAUGCCAAUGCCAUCAAGGUGGUGUUACUGCCUCUAGAUCAUCUCUUCCAUUUGAAAGCCCAUUCACACCAACUUGCAGCAGCUGGCAAGAAAGAUCUUGCUGCUAUACUUGCAUCUGGAACAUAA
Messenger RNA from Suillus subaureus, 1515 nucleotides. RefSeq lists its product as uncharacterized. Bases 1 to 1515 code for a protein of 504 amino acids. Gene Ontology annotation, molecular function: calcium ion binding; protein binding. The transcript has 11 exons. NCBI's taxonomy places the organism in Eukaryota, Fungi, Basidiomycota, Agaricomycetes, Boletales, Suillaceae. The record is from RefSeq and is a predicted model, not a curated record.